AUCAGGAAGUGAACGCAGCCGAGUCUCUGGAGCCGCAGCCGUGUUUUCAUUUCUGCUGUGAAGAGAAAGUUCAUCGAUCGACAGCCUGAUAACAGGGUCGACGGUGCGGAGGCUGUGCUAAGGAAGCUAGCCGUCAAGCUAAUAGCUCCAUUAGCUCAUAACAAGCAAUAGACAGGGGAGAGAGAGAAUACAGAGAGAGGGAGAGAAUACACAGAGAGGGAGAGGAAGACGAAAUUAUCAGCAGCAGCCAUGGACGACAAAGGGGAACCACAGGAUGGAGCCACGGGGGUGAAACAGGAGGAACUGCCACAGAUGGACGGGUCGUGUGACGUGUGUGAGCCCGACGAGGCCCAGCCGGCCACACAAGUCUGCCAUGCCUGCAGCUUUGCCUUCUGCCCAAUCCACGCCGAGAGACAUGCCAGCAGGAUGCAUCAUCUGCUGAUGCCUUAUAACCACGAGGGGACACAAGUUAACGGACUUGGCACCAAAAGAGAAUUCAGAGUUGGGGGUGAGGCUGAGGAUGAGGCAAGAACGGGUGCCAAUCAGGAUCUGGCACUGUCUGGAGUGGCGAUGGCUAAUGGGGGUGAGAGUGGCGUCGCUGAGGGAAAAGAGGGCGCCCAGGACGAUUUGCUGCUGGGUGUCGGAGCUGAGGGUGCAGAGGCAGGGGAGGAGGCCGUGGCGGCUGGGGCCAACGUGAAGAGGAGAACUGUGAUGGUGGAGAGACUGCGCUGCAAGGAGCACGGGCAGGAGGGCUCCCUUUACUGUAAAGCAGAUGAAAAGAUCAUCUGUGUGUUGUGUGCUGUGCAGGGUGAGCACAAGGAUCAUGAGAUCAUUACCCUGCACGAGGCCUAUGUGUGGCAGAAGAGCAGGCAGGGGUAUGAUCUGCUGGGCUGCACACAACAGAUGGCUGAGAAGAUCAACACCAAGUGGAUCAACCCUGUGAUGUCCAUAGACGAGCUCGAGGAUUAUGUGGACACCCAGUUCGAUGAGCUGCGCAAAUUGGUGCGUCUUGCGGAGAAGAGAACCCUUCACCUGGUAGACCUCAAAGAGGCGUUCCUGACAGCGUCCGCUGCAGAGAAGAUUGCAGAGAUCAACGUCGAAACGGAGCAGCUGCAGGAGGAGAUGGCCAGCAUCACACGCGAGCUGUAUCUGCUGGAACAAGCCGAGGCGCAGGCAGCGGGUCCUGCUGUGGUAGCAGCGGCCCUCGCACCGGCCCACAGAGUGAUGCACAACAUUGAGGCCAGACCAAGGUUUCCAGAGCCAAGGGCAGCCCCCCUCGACCCACGGGACUUGGAAGACGAUGAUUCUGGACCAUCCAUGGACCAUGCCCCCUGAUAGCAGCACUCCAGACUCUUUACUACAUCCACCUGUCCUUCAAUGUCUGCUUCAGCCAGCUGUCAGUCCGGCCAAGCUGUCAGCCUUGGCCCUCGCUCUGUCAGCCGUCUCCCUAUUACCACCCCUCCCUGGUUUCUGCUGGCAGUGGCCUGACCUUGAAGGAGGCUGCUGUGACAAAUAUGGAUGGCCCUGUCCUUUCUGCUCUCAAACCUUUUUAAUUCCCCACUAGCUACUAACUUUCUUUAAUUGAAGCGCACAACUUAUGUGCAAUCAAUUAUCAUCAGGCUCAAUUUCCACAGCCAGUCAGAUCCAGGCUUUACUGGUGAGCCUGGCUGAGCCGGAGAGGAAGCCUGGGCAGGCAGCUGAGCGGAGCGUCUGUUGAGCCCAACAGAUGUCAGGAAAAUGGGAAAAUUCUGUGACAUGGUAUGCUUCACUCUUCAUUUAUUCGCAGUAUCGUUUUGAUUCAGUUGCUGUGACAACCACUGUGGAUGCUCUCACACGUAGAAAAUAUUUUUUUUUCAUACGCCACAAUGUCUUAAACCACGAAGAUGAUUUUUGAUAUGGCUCUAUUGGGUAUAAUUCUUUUCUUUUUCCCACGAUUUCUUUCCCUUUCUAUCAUCAUGUUGCCUUCGGUUACCUGCCAAUUUUAAUGCUUGAAGAUUUGUGCGCACUUAUUUCUGUUCCUGUCAGAUCUAUUAUCAGAAACAUAGGGGGGUGCAUUUUGACACUCAUUGAUUGGUAAAUGUUGCUGAGUCUUUGUUAGGUAAAAAUCGAAUUGUAAUUUCACUGUGCAAAAUAGCACUCUCACAGUAUCAGCUUUCAGUGCACUAUAAUGUAAAGGCCCAUUACUCUCGAGCCAAUCUGCAGCUUAUGACGGAUCGCCGUCCAGACUAACACACACACUUCCUACCUUGUACCACCGCGAAUGCCUGUUUCAGCAGUUUGUUUUAAUGUGAUUGAUUCUGUUGCCUUAAAUUCAAAAUCUCAGUUAGAUUGAAACCCUGCCUUCUUCAAUAUCAGGUAGAGUUAAAGAGAGAAGGCUCCCGUGGGUCGUUUGAGGCUCUCGUCAAACAACUGGGUGUAGUUUCAUCUAAUCGGGGUUGAAAAAAUGACAGACGCGAGACGGAUUUGACAACAACAUGACUUUCCUACUGUAGAACUGCACUAAGAUGCACUGAGAGUUGUAUACACAUACCCAAGGGAAAUGUUCGUGAGUCAACAGCCUAUUGAAAUCAUUCUUUAUUCUAGUGUAACAACAGAAAGAGUCUGACUGUCUGAUGUUUCUCUCUCCUGUUUCCAUUUUUCUAUUUUUGUCUGAAAUCUAUAAAUAAACAGCCUCUUUCUUA
Molecule: messenger RNA, 2681 nt
Organism: Paralichthys olivaceus (Japanese flounder)
Lineage: Eukaryota; Metazoa; Chordata; Actinopteri; Pleuronectiformes; Paralichthyidae
Gene: trim44
Product: tripartite motif containing 44
Biological process (GO): regulation of gene expression; protein stabilization; protein ubiquitination
Cellular component (GO): cytoplasm
Molecular function (GO): ubiquitin protein ligase activity; zinc ion binding
Source: RefSeq, a predicted model, not a curated record